CACUAACGUGGUGAUGAACUACUCUGAGAUCGAGUCCAAGGUGCGAGAGGCCACCAACGAUGACCCCUGGGGUCCCUCUGGACAGCUCAUGGGAGAGGUUGCCAAGUACGUGACAACCACAGCACAACGCUCAGUCCUAUCACAUUUACAUAACUAGCCUAGUAGUUGUGGCUUUACCACUACUCUUUAAUCCCAUCCAUGUUUCUGACGUGCCUCUCAGAUCCACGUUCAUGUACGAGCAGUUCCCCGAGGUCAUGAACAUGCUGUGGACCAGAAUGCUGAAGGACAACAAGAAGAACUGGAGAAGAGUUUACAAGGUGCUGAGAGUCUCCGUUCCACUGCUCCUGUUUCAUUCAUUUGAUCAUGUUGACUGUGGUGAGGAAGCCUAGUGCCAUGUUGAUUGUGGUGAGGAAGCCUAGUGCCAUGUUGACUGUGGUGAGGAAGCCUAGUGCCAUGUUGACUGUGGUGAGGAAGCCUAGUGCCAUGUUGACUGUGGUGAGGAAGCCUAGUGCCAUGUUGACUGUGGUGAGGAAGCCUAGUGCCAUGUUGACUGUGGUGAGGAAGCCUAGUGCCAUGUUGACUGUGGUGAGGAAGCCUAGUGCCAUGUUGACUGUGGUGAGGAAGCCUAGUGCCAUGUUGACUGUGGUGAGGAAGCCUAGUGCCAUGUUGACUGUGGUGAGGAAGCCUAGUGCCAUGUUGACUGUGGUGAGGAAGCCUAGUGCCAUGUUGACUGUGGUGAGGAAGCCUAGUGCCAUGUUGACUGUGGUGAGGAAGCCUAGUGCCAUGUUGACUGUGGUGAGGAAGCCUAGUGCCAUGUUGACUGUGGUGAGGAAGCCUAGUGCCAUGUUGACUGUGGUGAGGAAGCCUAGUGCCAUGUUGUCUCUAACUGUGUUGCUCGUCUCCUCCAGGCCUUGCUACUGCUGGCAUACCUCAUCAGGAACGGAUCGGAGCGAGUCGUCACCAGCGCGAGGGAACACAUCUACGACCUUCGCUCCUUGGAAAACUACCAUUUUGUUGGUAAGCAAUCAUUUGGGGCUGGCGCUGCACAGCAGCACUGAAAGACCAAGAGAAGUGUGAAGGGUAUUGAUUAAUUCCAUAACCAUCCCCAUGCCGCUCCUCUAAACCAAUCAGGAUGUCCUCAGUGGUGAGGCUCUUGGUUUCAGAUGGAACACCCAGGAGUAUUCAUUAGUGAGGAAGUUUCCAUGGCCAUAGCUGGAGUACUGAAGAGUCAGUCAGAUGCAAGUCCAUCACAUUGUGGUUUUAAACCUGGUAUAUAUGCACAUAUGUAAUGUGGACAAAUGAAGAGUAUGUAAAUCAUCAAGUUGAGUGGCUCCUUGGAUACCAACUGUAUGCAUUUGUGAUUUGCUAUGACAGAGGUGAAAUGCUUGGAUGGUUUUUGUACAUGUUUUGUGUGCUAGGCCGAGCCUGCAGAGCUCGCCGUCUGUUUUCAGUGGUACAACAACACAUGCUUUGGAGGGUAAUGGCAUCAUAAGAAUGUGAGAAACUCUGAAAAUGUAUGUUCCAAAAAUGGAUGGCUUGGUUCCUCUUAAUUUUUUGGUGGUUUUGAAAAAGCUGAGGAAUGAGAUCGCAUCACCAUCACUUUUAAUAUGCUCAGCUGUUUUGGAGGCACAUGUUGCUUCAACCAUUUUGGUUUCAGUUAAUGUUGCAGUUAGAAGUUCUACAUGUUUAUGAAUGUCAGAGCUGAUCUACAAACAGCAGUUUCGUUUCCAACUUCAUUUCACUCGACACAAAUUAAACUUGGAGCCAAGUCACUGACCCUCAAAGAGUCCUUCUUGUUAUGGACGGAGUUCCAGUGACUGAAUGAUUCAAAGUACAUCAUUUGGUUAGACCAGUUACCUAGUAAUGUCUGUUAGGGGUCUAGGUUUAUCUACAGGCCAAACAAGCCUGACUAGAGAGACACACUAACCUCUGUUAAAGGUCAGAUACAGUUUAGGUACAUUGAAACCUAACUCUUAUUACAUUCAUCAAGGUAACUGUCUCUUUAGGAUAGGUAGACGGAAAUGUGGAUUCUCUCUCUUUAGAAGUACAGUUUAUAUAUCCUGUGGGGCUCAGUUGGUAGAGCAUGGCGCUUACAACGCCAGGGUUGUGGGUUCGAUUUCCACAGGGGACCAGUUAAAGAAAAAAAAUGCAUGCACUCACUACUGUAAGUCGCUCUGGAUAAGAGCGUCUGCAAAAACAAAAAGAGAGACAUUCACAACUCUGCUAAAGUUGCCUCUGUGUUUCAAGCAUUGGAUAUUGUGUUUUAUAGUACACAUAAUCCAAUACCAUUUCAAAUGUUACAUGCAAAUACAUUUAGGAUGAUGGCAUUUAUUAAAUAUUUGAGUAAGGGGCUAACAGAUUUACUGUAGGGCUAUUUUGAGUUAUGCUAAUCUUUUUUCAUGCUUCGCUCUCAAGAAUGAGCAUUUGGUGCAUGGCAUGAGCACUCACUAGGCUCCGUUACAUAAAGUCCCCGCUGAGACAAAUACUGUCUCCAGGACAGGCCUGUUGUGGCAGGAAAACAAUGGAGCCUGUGUUCCCCCUCCUGAAGGAGGUCUAUAAAGGCCUGGUCCCAAGCUACCAGACCCUCAUCCAAAGCUGCUUUGGCCUGGAGCUGCAGUGCACUGUUCUGUUCUGUUCUCCCUCUCUCAGCCAAAACAAACGUUACUUUAUUUGCUUCAGUGUUGACUUCCUCUUUAACCGCUUACACUAUCAACCCUGUCACUGGAGAAUAAGAGCUCGAGUUUAUGGAUGUUGUUGAUUCUAUUGUCAGUUUUCAAUUAAAAUGAACACAACCUAGUGUAAUGUGGGAAGCCAAAAGUGAAAUGAUUUCCAUACUUUAAUUAGGUGAAUGCCAGUGUAUUAAAGUGUCCUAUCCUGUUGUGUGUUCCCCCUCCCCUCGCCAGAUGAGAAUGGGAAGGACCAGGGCAUCAACGUGCGUCAGAAGGUGAAGGAGAUGGUGGAGUUUGUCCAGGAUGACGACCGGCUCCGGGAGGAGAGGAAGAAGGCUAAGAAAAACAAGGACAAGUACAUCGGUGUGUCCUCAGACUGCACUGGAGGAGGAUUCAACAAGACCAGCCGUAAGUGGCACCACACAGGAGGGAGGGGAGAUUAUCUGUGACGCUCUGUUAAAGCUGUGGAAGAGAAUGUGGUCUCUCAUUUCCAUACUCUUACAAAUCACAAAGCAAAUAUAUUUGAUGCUGUUAUGAAGUUCAUAAGGGAUGUUCCCCUGUCAGCAGGUUUCAUGUUAAAUCCAGGUGUUUCAGACACAAGGCACAUCGGGGCAUAUUCCAUGUUAGCAGACAAACAAAAACACACAAGCAGAUUAAUGUACCUCUAGUCCCUGUCACUGUAUUUUACCUCUAGUCCCUGGUUCUGUAAUUUACCUCUAGUCACUGUUACUGUAAUUUACCUCUAGUCCCUGUUUCUGUAAUUUACCUCUAGUCCCUGGUUCUGUAAUUUACCUCUAGUCCCUGUCACUGUAAUUUACCUCUAGUCACUGUUUCUGUACUUUACCUCUAGUCCCUGUCACUGUAAUUUACCUCUAGUCCCUGUCACUGUAAUUUACCUCUAGUCCCUGUCACUGUAAUUUACCUCUAGUCCCUGUCACUGUAUUUUACCUCUAGUCCCUGUCACUGUAAUUUACACCUAGUCCCUGUUUCUGUAAUUUACCUCUAGUCCCUGUUUCUGUAAUUUACCUCUAGUCCCUGUCACUGUAAUUUACCUCUAGUCCCUGUCACUGUAAUUUACCUCUAGUCCCUGUCACUGUAAUUUACCUCUAGUCACUGUAAUUUACCUCUAGUCCCUGUCACUGUAUUUUACCUCUAGUCCCUGUUUCUGUAAUUUACCUCUAGUCCCUGUCACUGUAAUUUACCUCUAGUCCCUGUCACUGUAAUUUACCUCUAGUCCCUGUUUCUGUAAUUUACCUCUAGUCCCUGUUUCUGUAAUUUACCUCUAGUCCCUGUCACUGUAAUUUACCUCUAGUCCCUGUCACUGUAAUUUAUCUCUAGUCCCUGUCACUGUAAUUUACCUCUAGUCCCUGUUUCUGUAAUUUACCUCUAGUCCCUGUUUCUGUAUUUUACCUCUAGUCCCUGUCACUGUAUUUUACCUCUAGUCCCUGUCACUGUAAUUUACCUCUAGUCACUGUAAUUUACCUCUAGUCCCUGUUUCUGUAAUUUACCUCUAGUCCCUGUCACUGUAAUUUACCUCUAGUCCCUGUCACUGUAAUUUACCUCUAGUCCCUGUCACUGUAAUUUACCUCUAGUCACUGUAAUUUACCUCUAGUCCCUGUCACUGUAUUUUACCUCUAGUCACUGUUUCUGUAAUUUACCUCUAGUCCCUGUCACUGUAAUUUACCUCUAGUCCCUGUCACUGUAAUUUACCUCUAGUCACUGUCACUGUAAUUUACCUCUAGUCCCUGUUUCUGUAAUUUACCUCUAGUCCCUGUUUCUGUAAUUUACCUCUAGUCCCUGUUUCUGUAAUUUACCUCUAGUCCCUAUCACUGUAAUUUAUCUCUAGUCCCUGUUUCUGUAAUUUACCUCUAGUCCCUGACACUGUAAUUUACCUCUAGUCCCUGUUUCUGUAAUUUACCUCUAGUCCCUAUCACUGUAUUUUACCUCUAGUCACUGUUUCUGUAAUUUACCUCUAGUCCCUGUCACUGUAAUUUACCUCUAGUCCCUGUCACUGUAAUUUACCUCUAGUCCCUAUCACUGUAAUUUACCUCUAGUCCCUGUUUCUGUAAUUUACCUCUAGUCCCUGUUUCUGUAAUUUACCUCUAGUCCCUGUUUCUGUAAUUUACCUCUAGUCCCUAUCACUGUAAUUUAUCUCUAGUCCCUGUUUCUGUAAUUUACCUCUAGUCCCUGACACUGUAAUUUACCUCUAGUCCCUGUCACUGUAAUUUACCUCUAGUCCCUGUUACUGUAAUUUACCUCUAGUCCCUGUUACUGUAAUUUACCUCUAGUCCCUGUCACUGUAAUUUACCUCUAGUCCCUGUUCCUGUAAUUUACCUCUAGUCCCUUUUACUGUAUUUUACCUCUAGUCCCUGUCACUGUAAUUUACCUCUAGUCCCUGUCACUGUAAUUUACCUCUAGUCCCAGUUACUGUAAUUUACCUCUAGUCCAUGUCACUGUAAUUUACCUCUAGUCCCUGUUACUGUAAUUUACCUCUAGUCCCUGUUACUGUAAUUUACCUCUAGUCCCUGUCACUGUAAUUUACCUCUAGUCCCUGUCACUGUACUUGACCUCUAGUCCCUGUCACUGUAAUAUACCUCUAGUCACUGUAAUGUACCUCUAGUCCCUGUCACUGUAAUUUACCUCUAGUCCCUGUUACUGUAAUUUACCUCUAGUCCCUGUCACUGUAAUUUACCUCUAGUCCCUGUCACUGUAAUUUACCUCUAGUCCCUGUCACUGUAAUUUAUCUCUAGUCCCUGUUCCUGUAAUUUACCUCUAGUCCCUGUCACUGUAAUUUACCUCUAGUCCAUGUCACUGUAAUUUACCUCUAGUCCCUGUUACUGUAAUUUACCUCUAGUCCCUGUUACUGUAAUUUACCUCUAGUCCCUGUCACUGUAAUUUACCUCUAGUCCCUGUCACUGUACUUGACCUCUAGUCCCUGUCACUGUAAUAUACCUCUAGUCACUGUAAUGUACCUCUAGUCCCUGUCACUGUAAUUUACCUCUAGUCCCUGUCACUGUAAUUUACCUCUAGUCCCUGUUACUGUAAUUUACCUCUAGUCCCUGUCACUGUAAUUUACCUCUAGUCACUGUACUUGACCUCUAGUCCCUGUCACUGUACUUGACCUCUAGUCCCUGUAACUGUAAUUUACCUCUAGUCCCUGUCACUGUAAUUUACCUCUAGUCCCUGUCACUGUAAUUUACCUCUAGUCCCUGUCACUGUAAUUUACCUCUAGUCCCUGUCACUGUGUGUCUCUUUUUGCAGGCCUCUGUUUGUCUGCAGUCUCAGAAGGCUUCCAGAAUAUCGCUCCUCUAUUCCUUCCUCUAUUCCCGACAGACCUCUCCCUCCUUCCUCUCACGCUGCCUCCUCCUCCUCAUCACUGAUCUUUUGAUUAGAGUGGUUUUCACUCCGGGGCCAAUCAUGUCUUCUCACAUCUUCAUCAGUGAGAUUUCGGAUCAUGUUUGUACAAGAGAGACCUCACCACCCUCACCAUGUAACAGAACAUAUCUUCCCCAUAUCUGUUUUUGAUUCGCUGCUUUCUGAUCUGCUAUUCCGAUAUCUAAUCAAGGGGGCUGGCGGGUCCCUUGUCAUUUCAUUAGGAUUGGGUUGGAGACAACUGAUUGAAAGGCUUUAUUUUCAUGCGCCAUUGAUUCCUCCCUUUGAUUCCUGAUAUCUUUGAUUUGCUACUAUGAUUUCCCACUUCAUUAGUCAAACCAGAGUUCCCAUUUGUCAAUUAAUGAUGUGGCGGGGGGGAGGGGGGAUUAUUUUUGUCACACAGGAUCAAAAUAACACUUGAGAUGGAGACAGUCAUCUGGUGAUGCUCUCUCUGUUUCAGCAGACACACUGUAGCAGUGCAGUGUUUGUGUUGGCAAUGGGCCCAUUCAUUUUCAAUGCAGAAUAACCAAUUAUCUGUUGCACAUCUUAAUUGGCAUUCCAGAUAGAUGCAGUGCAUUCCCACAACGGCUCUCAUUAGGUUAGUGAAGUGAGGCUCACUCAGCAUAGCUACAAAACACGUUAAUGGUACCAAAACACACUUGAUUUUUCAGCAUAAACCUGUAAACCCUGUUUCUUCCCUCUCUGCGCCUCUCCUCCCCCUCAGCGGGAGACAUGUUUGACUCUGAGCCCAGAGGGAAGUGGGAUGAGGACUGGGACAAGAGCAAGGGAGCCUUCCCCUUCAGUGAGAAGCUGGGAGAAAUCAGCGACAAGAUCGGCAGCACCAUCGACGACACCAUCAACAAGUUCCGCAAGAAUGAGAGGGAUGACUGGCCCGACCGAAUCAGGUAUUCCUGAGUGAAUUUAAGUGCAAAAGGCCAAAAGCAAAAUGGAGAUGUAAUGCUUAAGCCAGCGUUUCCCAAACACGAUCCUGGGGACCCCAAGGGGUGCACAUUUUGGUUUUUGCACUAGCACUACAGAGCUGAUUCGAAUAAUGAACUAAUCAAGCUUUGAUUAUCUGAAUCAGCUGCGUAGUGCUCGGGCAAAAAAGCAAAACGUGCACCCUGUGGGGUCCCCGGGACCGUGUUUGGGAAACGCUGGCUUAAGUCAAUACCAAUCUGUUUAAUGAUAGAGCAUUUCUUUUUGAAAAACACUAAUCUUCACACCUUUCAUGUGUGUGUUUUGUUGUUCUCUUUCUCCCCAGUGACAGCGAGGAGGACAGGGUAUCGCGGAACGGCCGGCCGGUGUCGGGGUCAGGAAAGCUGUCGGGGGUGGAGUUCAAAGACGAGACUGUUACGACCACGAGGAUCCAGAUCAGCCAGGCAACGGAGACCACCACCACACGCAAGCGGGGCGGCAUCCGCUCCAAAACCGUGGACCUAGGGGCCGCUGCACACUACACAGGGGACAGGGCCAGUCUGAACGCAGACAACGUAAAGGUACCACUGACCUCCCUGUAUCUCACUCUGACCCCUGACCUCCAUGUAUCGCACUCUGACCACUUCCCUAGGCUACUACUGCAUGUCAAUGUAGGCCAAUAGGAUGUGUAGACUCAACAGCACCUGCUUUUGAAGCCUAUAGAGAACACUGUUGAGUUGUCUGCGGAAUCUAUUUUCAUCAGUGAGUUUUUAUAGAGACUGGAACACAAGAUGGUGAUUAUUUCCCGUGGGACAGAAGGCAAGCUGUGUUUCAUCUCUUCUGACUGUCUAAUGACAUGAUAGAAGUGGAUGGCAGCAGGAACAAUGAACAGUGGAGCUCCUGGGCUGCCGAAUCCAAACUGAUUCUAGACUAGUGCUGCUCUCUUGUGGCAGCUUUAGGAAGUGUAGCACCCUGUUUUAUUCCAACUCAAAUUAAAAGUGAACAGCUUGUGUGAGAGUGUCCUUAUCUCAUUCUCUGUGUUCUCUUCAGACGUCGGUCAGCCAGUCUUCAAGCAGUGGCCUUGCAGACCUUCUGAUGGUGGACGCUGGGUCCAGUCAGACGGCACCAGCAGGUAACACCCAUCACUCACUCAUCUAAUGAGCCAGUCACCCACAGUGCUACACACAUAUUGAGAAGACGUUGGUAUAUAAAGUGAUAGCACUCUAAAGUAAGGUGGCUCAAAGCCAUAGAUGUAGCUCCUCCAGAAUCACCAAAUAAAAUAAAAUAAAAUCAAAUUGUAUUGGUCACAUGCGCCGAAUACAACAGGUGCAGACAUUACAGUGAAAUGCUUACCUACAGCCCUUAACCAACAGUGCAUUUAUUUUAAACAAAAAAAGUAAAAAUAAAACAACAACAAAAAAAAGUGUUGAGAAAAAAAAAAAAGAGCAGAAGUAAAAUAAAGUGACAGUAGGGAGGCUAUAUAUACAGGGGGGUACCGUUGCAGAGUCAAUGUGCGGGGGCACCGGCUAGUUGAGGUAGUUGAGGUAAUAUGUACAUGUGGGUAGAGUUAAAGUGACUAUGCAUAAAUACUUAACAGAGUAGCAGCAGCGUAAAAAGGAUGGGGUGGGGGGGCAGUGCAAAUAGUCCGGGUAGCCAUGAUUAGCUGUUCAGGAGUCUUAUGGCUUGGGGGUAGAAGCUGUUGAGAAGUCUUUUGGACCUAGACUUGGCACUCCGGUACCGCUUGCCGUGCGGUAGCAGAGAGAACAGUCUAUGACUAGGGUGGCUGGAGUCUUUGACAAUUUUGAGGGCCUUCCUCUGACACCGCCUGGUAUAGAGGUCCUGGAUGGCAGGAAGCUUUGCCCCAGUGAUGUACUGGGCCGUACGCACUACCCUCUGUAGUGCCUUGCGGUCGGAGGCCAAGCAGUUGCCAUACCAGGCGGUGAUGCAACCAGUCAGGAUGCUCUCGAUGGUGCAGCUGUAGAAUUUUUUGAGGAUCUGAGGACCCAUGCCAAAUCUUUUUAGUCUCCUGAGGGGGAAUAGGCUUUGUCGUGCCCUCUUCACGACUGUCUUGGUGUGUUUGGACCAUGAUAGUUCGUUGGUGAUGUGGACACCAAGGAACUUGAAGCUCUCAACCUGUUCCACUACAGCCCCGUCGAUGAGAAUGGGGGCGUGCUCAGUCCUCUUUUUUUUCCUGUAGUCCACAAUCAUCUCCUUUGUCUUGGUCACGUUGAGGGAGAGGUUGUUGUCCUGGCACCACACGGCCAGAUCUCUGACCUCCUCCCUAUAGGCUGUCUCAUCGUUGUCGGUGAUCAGGCCUACCACUGUUGUGUCGUCGGCAAACUUAAUGAUGGUGUUGGAGUCGUGCCUGGCCAUGCAGUCAUGGGUGAACAGAGAGUACAGGAGGGGACUGAGCACGCACCCCUGAGGGGCCCCCGUGUUGAGGAUCAGUGUGGCAGAUGUGUUGUUACCUACCCUUACCACCUGGGGGCGGCCCGUCAGAAAGUCCAGGAUCCAGUUGCAGAGGGAGGUGUUUAGUCCCAGGAUCCUUAGCUUAGUGAUGAGCUUAGAGGGCACUAUGGUGUUGAAUGCUGAGCUGUAGUCAAUGAAUAGCAUUCUCACGUAGGUGUUCCUCUUGUCCAGGUGGGAAAGGGCAGUGUGGAGUGCAAUAGAGAUUGCAUCAUCUGUGGAUCUGUUGGGGCGGUAUGCAAAUUGGAGUGGGUCUAGGGUUUCUGGGAUAAUGCUGUUGAUGUGAGCCAUGACCAGCCUUUCAAAGCACUUCAUGGCUACAGACGUCAGUGCUACGGGUCGGUAGUCAUUUAGGCAGGUUAUCUUAGAGUCCUUGGGCACGGGGACUAUGGUGGUCUGCUUGAAACAUAUUGGUAUUACAGACUCAGUCAGGGACAUGUUGAAAAUGUCAGUGAAGACACUUGCCAGUUGGUCAGCACAUGCUCGGAGUACACGUCCUGGUAAUCCGUCUGGCCCUGCGGCCUUGUGAAUGUUGACCUGCUUAAAAGUCUUACUCACAUCGGCUACGGAGAGCGUGAUCACAUAGUCAUCCGGAACAGCUGGUGCUCUCAUGCAUGCUUCAGUGUUGCUUGCCUCGAAGCGAGCAUAGAAGUGGUUUAGCUCGUCUGGUAGGCUUGUGUCACUUGCUAGCUCGCGGCUGUGCUUCCCUUUGUAGUCUGUAAUAGUUUUCAAGCCCUGCCACAUCCGACGAGCGUCAGAGCCAGUGUAGUACGAUUCAAUCUUAGUCCUGUAUUGACUCUUUGCCUGUUUGAUGGUUCGUCGGAGGUCAUAGCGGGAUUUCUUAUAAGUGUCCGGGUUAGAGUCCCGUUCCUUGAAAGCGGCAGCUCUACCCUUUAGCUCAGUGCGGAUGUUUCCUGUAAUCCAUGGCUUCUGGUUGGGGUAUGUACGUACGGUCACUGUGGGGACGACAUCAUCGAUGCACUUAUUGAUGAAGCCAGUGACUGAUGUGGUGUACUCCUCAAUGCUGUCUGAAGAAUCCCGGAACAUGUUCCAGUCUGUGCUAGCAAAACAGUCCUGUAGCUUAGCAUCUGCGUCAUCUGACCACUUUUUUAUUAACCGAGUCACUGGUGCUUCCUGCUUUAGUUUUUGCUUAUAAGCAGGAAUCAGGAGGAUAGAGUUAUGGUCAGAUUUGCCAAAUGGAGGGCGAGGGAGAGCUUUGUAUGCGUCUCUGUGUGUGGAGUUAAGGUGGUCUAGAGGUUUUUUUCCUCCGGUUGCACAUUUAACAUGCUGGUAGAAAUUAGGUAGAACGGAUUUAAGUUGCCCUGCAUUAAAGUCCCCGGCCACUAGGAGCGCUGCAUCUGGAUGAGCGUUUUCCUGUUGAUUAAUGGCCUUGUACAACUCAUUCAGUGCAAUCUUAAUGCCAGCAUUGGUUUGUGGUGGUAAAUAGACAGCUAUGAAAAAUAUAGAUGAAAACUCUCUUGGUAAAUAGUGUGGUCUACAGCUUAUCAUAAGAUACUCUACCUCAGGCGAGCAAAACCUUGAGACUUCCUUAGUAUUUGAUUUUGUGCACCAGCUGUUGUUUACAAAUAUACACAGACCGCCACCCCUUGUCUUACCGGAGUCAGCCAUUCUGUCCUGCCGAUGUAGCGUAUAGCCUGCUAGCUGAAUGUUAUCAUUGUCGUCGUUCAGCCACGACUCGGUGAAACAUAAGAUAUUACAGUUUUUAAUGUCCCGUUGGUAGGAUAACCGUAAUCUUAAGUCGUCCAAUUUAUUUUCAAAUGAUUGAACGUUGGCUAAUAGGAUUGAUGGAAGAGGCAGUUUACUCGCUCGCCGUCGGAUCCUUACAAGGCACCCCGAUCUACGUCCACAAUAUCUCCGUCUCUUCCUCACGCGAAUGACGGGGAUUUGGGCCUUGUCGGGUGUCUGUAUGAUAUCCUUCGCGGCCGCCUCGUUGAAGAAAAAAUCUUCGUCCAAUACGAGGUGAGUAAUCGCUGUCCUGAUAUCCAGAAGCUCUUUUUGGUUAUAAGAGACGAUGGCAGAAACAUUAUGUACAAAAUAAAUUACAAAUAACACGGUAAAACACACAUAAUAGUACAAUUGGUUAGAGGGCUGUAAAACGGCAGCCAUCUUCUCCGGCGCUGUUAUGUACACCAGGGACGGGAGGGGAGGGAGCAGGCAGGUCUAAGAUGCCAAGAUGUCAGACCAGUGUGUCAGGCAGCCUGGGGAGAGAACAGUAGAGGGGAUGGGAGAAGAGGACAGGAGAGAACAGUAGAGGGGAUGGGAGAAGAAGACAGGAGAGAACAGUAGAGGGGAUGAGAGAAGAGGACAGGAGAGAACAGUAGAGGGGAUGGGAGAAGAGGACAGGAGAGAACAGUAGAGGGGAUGAGAGAAGAGGACAGGAGAGAACAGGAGAGGGGAUGAGAGAAGAGGACAGGAGAAGGGAGGAGAGAACAGGAGAGGGGAUGAGAGAAGAGGACAGGAGAGAACAAGUAAGAGGGGAUUGGAAGAAAGAAGACAGGAGAGAGCAUUGAGGGGAGAGAGAGAGGACAGGAAGAACAUAGAGGGGAUGGGAGAAGAUGACAGGAGAGAACCGUAAGGGGAUGAGAGAAGAGGACAGGAGAGGAACAGAGAGGGGAGGAGAAACAUGACAUGAAGACAGAGAGGGGAGGAGAGAAUCAGGACAGGGAGGAACAGGAGAGGGGAGAAGAGAACAGACAGGAGAGACAGAGAGGUGAGACGAGAAGAGGACCAGAGAGAACAGUAUAAGGGAUGGGGAAGAGGGCAGGAGAGAACGAGUAUAUUUGAUAAAUAAUAGACAUGAUAGAAUAUUGAACAGAGAGGAGAGAAGAGGACAGGAUAGAAGAGAGAGGAGGAACAGGGGAGGAGAGUAUAGAAUAGGACAGGAGAGACCAGGAGAGGGGGAUGACAGUUUUAGAGGGGAGGAGAGAAAUGAACAGAGAGGAGAGUGGGAGGAAGAGCUAACAGGAGAUGAAACGGUUAUAGAUACAGGAGAUCCGGAUUCUGAUGCUCAUUGGAAGGGACCUCUCUUCCUCCUCCCGUCGCCUUCCCCCUGCUCUCCCCUGCUCUUUCUGAGGUCUCUUUCUCCUCCCCUUAGCUUCCAACAUCCCUUCGCUCCCGAGAGGGAGAUUGAACCCUCCAGAGGGGCUUAGGAUUACCCAGGCGAGGGAGGAGAGGGAGAUCUAGGGACUCUGGACUUCGAAUGGGGUAGAAGAGGAGAGGACAGGGGAGGAGAGGGGAGAAGUGGACAGGGGAGGAGAGAAGAGUAAGAGAGAGGAGAGGAAGAGCAUGCCAUGGCCAGCUGUCUGAGGCUGAGCCAGUGUUUGCUGGGAUGGGAAUGCUGCAUGUGCACACAGAGCUGCUGCGGUCCCUCGUCAUCAUGUCGUUGCCUUCUCACGCUCAGACGACAUCCUCAUCUCCUCCGCUGGCACUCUGUUCGCACUCUCUUUCUCUGUGUGUGUGUGUGUGUGUGUGUGUGUGUGUGCACGCGCCAUCCAGGUGGAAGUUCAGACCUCAUCUGUGGUUUUGCUGACUUCUCCUCCCCAGCUGCCUCAGCCAGUCUCCCUUCAUCAGCCGGUACGUCUCACUGCUUCACCUCUCCAUUGUCGGAACAGUAUCUGCUGUCUGUAUUACAGCUUUAAUCUUAGGCAGGCCACUCCCACUUCCCAAUAAAUCCAGCAGAAAGCCUUGGUUUUCAUAAACCUUGUAGCAGCUUGUGAGGGGAAAAUGUGUAAGUCUCUCUGGAUAAGAGCGUCUGCUAAAUGAUGUAAAUGUAAAUGAAAACCGAAGAGGUGAAUACCUUAGUACAGAGCACCCUGCCCCCCUCCUGCCCCAUCCUGCCCCCCUCCCGUCUCUCUCCGUGCCAUCUCCUGCCCAGGGGUUUGUGGUUGCGGCCCACAUGAUGUCCUGUCCUGUGGAAGUGAAGGUGGUGUAAUAUUGAUGUGCCUGGGAUGAGUCCAGAUGGAGGUCCUACCUGCUGAGCCUCAUAACGACAGACACAUGUCAGCUCUCAUUUGACACAGCUCAUCUCCCCCAGCCUUCACACUCUGCUCCGUGCUGGAUGGAUGGAUGGAUGGAUGGGUGGGUGGGUGGGUGGAUGGAUGGGAGGGUGGGUGGGUGGAUGGAUGGAUGGAUGGAUGGAUGGAUGGAUGGAUGGAUGGAUGGAUGGAUGGAUGGAUGGGAGAAAAGAGAGAGAUAUGGAGGGAAGAUGAGAAGGCCCCAGCAACAAGUCUUUGGCAGUUUAUCUGCUAUUGUCAGAGUCCUCUUUGGAUUUGUGUGUGUACACGUGCGCAUGUGUUCUCAUGCAGUACCCUCUGGUUCUGUUGUGUGUUGUCCUGUGCAGUGGCCUCUGGUCCUGGUGUGUUGUCCUGUGCAGUAGCCUCUGGUUCUGGUGUGUGGUCCUGUGCAGUAGCCUCUGGUUCUGGUGUGUGAUCCUGUGAGUAGCCUCUGGUUCUGGUGUGUUGUCCUGUGCAGUAGCCUCUGGUUCUGGUGUGUGGUCCUGUGCAGUAGCCUCUGGUUCUGGUGUGUGGUCCUGUGCAGUAGCCUCUGGUUCUGGUGUGUGGUCCUGUGCAGUAGCCUCUGGUUCUGGUGUGUUGUCCUGUGCAGUAGCCUCUGGUUCUGGUGUGUGGUCCUGUGCAGUAGCCUCUGGUUCUGGUGUGUGGUCCUGUGCAAUAGCCUCUGGUCCUGGUGUGUGGUCCUGUGCAGUAGCCUCUGGUUCUGGUGUGUUGUCCUGUGCAGUAGCCUCUGGUUCUGGUGUGUGGUCCUGUGCAGUAGCCUCUGGUUCUGGUGUGUGGUCCUGUGCAGUAGCCUCUGGUCCUGGUGUGUGGUCCUGUGCAGUAGCCUCUAGUCCUGGUGUGUGGUCCUGUGCAGUAGCCUCUGGUUCUGGUGUGUGGUGCUGUGCAGUAGCCUCUGGUCCUGGUGUGUGGUCCUGUGCAGUAGCCUCUGGUUCUGGUGUGUGGUCCUGUGCAGUAGCCUCUAGUCCUGGUGUGUGGUCCUGUGCAGUAGCCUCUGGUUCUGGUGUGUGGUCCUGUGCAGUAGCCUCUGGUUCUGGUGUGUGGUCCUGUGCAGUAGCCUCUGGUCCUGGUGUGUGGUCCUGUGCAGUAGCCUCUGGUUCUGGUGUGUUGUCCUGUGCAGUAGCCUCUAGUCCUGGUGUGUGGUCCUGUGCAGUAGCCUCUGGUCCUGGUGUGUGGUCCUGUGCAGUAGCCUCUGGUUCUGGUGUUAGCACACGCUCUGGGCUAUGUGUGCUGGUACUCCCCUUGGGGCGAUCUCUGUUACCUUCACUGUUCACCUGCCUGCCUGACAGGGUGCAAAAACUCCCCCUUAGAGAAGAAAUGUGACAUGCCUCAUGCCUUAUUUUACAUUUGAGUCAUUUAGCAGACACUCUUAUCCAGAGCGACUUACAGUUAGUGAGUGCAUACAUUUUUUUCAUACUGGCCCCCCGUGGGAAACGAACCCACAACCCUGGCGUUGCAAGCGCCAUGCUCUACCAACUGAGCUACAGGGGUCUCUUCAAGUCCUUGGAAAUGCUGAACACUGUGGAUAAUAACAUCUUCACUUAUUUGGAUUAGAUUUUAAGAAAAGCACAGCAACACAUUCAUUUUUUCAAACUGUUAAAAUGAAAUUGAAACACAAUUAGUUUCAACCUGUUUAUAUUGUUGAUGUUGAUGGGUGUCUAUAGAGAUUCAUAGCUAUCAUAGUUAUGAAUCUGAUGUAGUCUUUCAUUUCUAAAUGACCCUUUCUUCUCUCCCUAGGGCCAGGGUCCAGUGGGGACUGGAAUGCGUUCUCCAGUCCGCUGGCCACCACUCCUCCAUCUCAGCCAAUCACAGACCUGUUUGGUAGCAUCCAGCCUCCCCCGGCCUCGGCCCCCGCCCCCACCCCACCCUCAGCUGACUUAUUUGACCUGAUGGGCUCCAAUCACACAUCCCUCAGCGCCUCCCAAAGCAUGACCUUCUCCAUGUGUGGUACCCAGAGUGUGGGUGUCGCCAACACUGGCCUGCCCAUCUCCAGAUCACAGGUACGGGUGGCUCACAGGCCCCCACCUCACUACAUGAGAUAUUGUUAUAGCUGGAAGUGCCUCAUUAUCAUGGAAGAGGUCUACGUUGUGAAUACAAAGGAUGUGGACACCCCUUCAAAUUGGUGGAUUCGGCUAUUUCAGCCACACCCGUUGCUGACAAAUCGAGCACACAGCCAUGCAAUCUCCAUAGACAAACACUUGCAGUGGAAUGGCCCGUACUGAAGAGCUCAUUGACUUUCAACGUGGCACCGUCAUAAGAUGCCACCUUUCCAACAAGUCAGUUCGUCAAAUUUCUGACCUGCUAGAGCGGCCCCGGUCAACUGUAAGUGCUGUUAUUGUUAAGUGGAAACGUCUAGGAGCAACAACGGCUCAGCCACGAAGUGGUAGGCCACACAAGCUCACAGAACGGGACUGCCGUGUGCUGAAGCGCGUAAAAAUUGUCUGUCCUUCGUUGCAACACUCACUACUGAGUUUCAAACUGCCUCUGGAAGGAACGUCAGCACAUGAACUGUUCGUCGGGUGCUUCAUGAAAUGGGUUUCCAUGGCCGACCAGCUGCACACAAGCCUAAGAUCACCAUGCGCAAUGCCAAGCGUCGGCUGUAGUGGUGUAAAGCUUGCCGCCAUUGGAUUCUGGAGCAGUGGAAACGCGUUCUCUGGACUGAUGAAUCACGCUUCACCAUCUGGCAGUCCGACGGACAAAUCUUGGUUUGGCGGAUGCCAGGAGAACGCUACCUGCCCCAAUGCAUAGUUCCAACUGUAAAGUUUGGUGGAGGAGGAAUAAUGGUCUGGGGCUGUUUUUCAUGGUUCAGGCUAGUUCCAGUGAAGGGAAAUCUUAACGCUACAGCAUACAAUGACAUUCUAGAUGAUUCUGUGCUUCCAACUUUGUGGCAACAGUUUGCGGAAGGCCCUUUCCUGUUUCAGCACGACAAUGCCCCGUGCACAAAGUGAGGUCCAUACAGAAAUGGUUUGUCGAGAUCGGUGUGGAAGAACUUGACUGGCCUGCACAAAGCCCUGACCUCAACCCCUUCGAACACCUUUGGAUUAAUUGGAAAGCCGACUGCGAGCCAGGUCUAAUCGCCCAACAUCAGUGCCGACAUCACUAAUGCUCUUGUGGCUGAAAGGAAGCAAGUCCCCACAGCAAUGUUCCAACAUCUAGCGGAAAGCCUUCCCAGAAGAGUGGAGGCUGUUAUAGCAGCAAAGGGGGGACCAACUCCAUAUUAAUGCCCAUGAUGUUGGAUGAGCAGGUGUCCACAUACUUUUGGCCAUGUGGUGUUGUGUGAUUGUAGGAUAGAUGAUUGUGAUAACCUGGCCUGUGUUUUUGUGUUGUCUCUUCUUUGGGUUUUUGUAGAACUUUGGGCCAGUGCAGGGGGGCUUAUUGCCCCAGCACAUAGGGCUCCAGAAGCCCUGCCUCCCCCCCACAUGGUCGGACCCCAGCGUCAACAUCAGCCUGGACUUCCUGUCUCCUGGCAUGCCGACGACCAACUGCAAGCCCAGCCUCAACAACAUGUUACAGCAAGGUCUGUUAUCAACUCACUGUCCUCACUUAUUUCUCUGUGUUGGCCGUCAACUCACUUGUAAUGUGAAUUUCAUUGUGUCAGUGCAAGGAGAUCUAACUGACAGUAACAUCAACAUAUUUGUCAUUUCAGAUCCCCUGCUUUCAGGAGUCCAGCCGUCCAUCAACCUGGCUCAGAGUUUUGGAGGCCUGAAUCUGAACGUCCAGCCCACAGCCACACCCAUCAGACUUUCCACCAACCCCAUGAUGCCCACCAGCGCCAUGGGCCUGGGCAUGCCUCCCACCAUGGCAACGGGUACCAUGGGGAUGGGCGCCAUGGGAAUGGGAGGAGUGCCUGUCAAUCAGGGAAUUAUGGGAAUGAACAUGGGCGUGGCCCCCGCAGGCAUGGGCCUGCAAGGCACCCUGGGUAUGCCAGGGAUGUGCAUAGGGCAGCCCAUGGUCAACCCUGCCAUGGUGCAACCCAAACAAGAUGCCUUCGCAAACUUCGGCAACUUCGGGAAAUGAGAGAGCUGAAGGAUUUGUGUGGAAGAGUAUCGUUCAGAAUACACCAUUAUGAAGGAAAAGCUGCAUACAUGGACUACUUGAAAAAUAUCUAAUGGUGUUACCCUUCAAUCCGUAUAUACACUGAGUGUACAAAAC
Coregonus sp. 'balchen' is the source of this 17605-nucleotide messenger RNA. The record is from the annotation of a GenBank genome assembly. NCBI's taxonomy places the organism in Eukaryota, Metazoa, Chordata, Actinopteri, Salmoniformes, Salmonidae.